Lampris incognitus (smalleye Pacific opah) is the source of this 2792-nucleotide messenger RNA. It is a transcript of the gene crip2, whose product is annotated as cysteine-rich protein 2. The transcript is spliced from 8 exons. The coding region runs from base 129 to 749 and encodes 206 amino acids. Lineage: Eukaryota; Metazoa; Chordata; Actinopteri; Lampriformes; Lampridae. The record is from RefSeq and is a predicted model, not a curated record.
GCUCGAGGGCUUGUGCGCGCUAGACGAGGCACUUGCUCCGGAGAGUCAGGGGGAAGGACGGUACACACACACAAAACAAACCACUUUCGCUCGACCGAAAAAAAAAAUACAAAUAAAAACAUCGCAAGAUGGCUUCAAAGUGUCCCAAGUGUGACAAGACGGUGUAUUUUGCUGAAAAGGUAUCGUCCCUGGGUAAGGACUGGCACAAGCUGUGCCUCAAGUGUGACCGCUGUAACAAGCUUCUGAAUGCAGGAGGCCACGCCGAGCACGAUGGAAGACCAUACUGCCACAAACCGUGCUAUGCUGCCCUCUUUGGACCAAAAGGUGUGAACAUUGGCGGAGCAGGCUCCUACGUGUACGACACCCCCAUCAAUAACAACAACCCUUCUCCCACUGCUGUGGACUCAGCCCCCAAAAUGGAGGAGAAGAGAGUGUAUGCUCCCAAAGCACCAGCAAAAGCUGGCAGCAUCACCACUUUCUCUGGCGAGGCCAACUUGUGUCCCAGGUGCAACAAGAAGGUCUACUUUGCUGAGAAGGUAACAUCAUUGGGCAAAGACUGGCACCGGCCCUGCCUGCGCUGUGAGAGGUGCGGAAAGACCCUGUCAGCUGGCAGCCACGCAGAGCAUGAUGGCCAGCCGUACUGCCACAAGCCGUGCUACGCUGUGCUCUUUGGACCCAAAGGGGUGAACACAGGCGGCGUGGGCAGCUACAUCUAUGACAAGGAACCCAGUGAUGUGGCCCAGCCCUGAAUCUCUGCCACCACCCUCCCUCCCCACUCCUGCCUCAUCUCUCUCGCUCUCUCUCUCUCUGCAACACGUUUACCAUUGAGCACAGUGUUAUUGUUAUUAUUAUUUGUAGCCCUGCUAUGACCCCCCCCCCCUCCCGUGUACAUACAGACCCAAGACGACCAGCCCUCCCCACCCCUCUCGUAUGCCCCCCAGAGCCUCCACUGUGGCUCUUCUGCUCCCUGAAUUUUGACCUGCCCCUACUAGUCCCACGUGAGGUCCGCUACAUUAGACCCACUGCUAAUAGGAACAACUCAUUGAUUUGAAACUGCUGCCGAGAUGUGGAUUUUAUAUGUACGUGUGUGUAUGUAUAAAUAUAUGUAUAUGUAUAAAUAUUUUGGGCGGGAGGCUACUUGGCACUAGAACAUGACUGUACCACUGCAUUGUACUGUGUGUAGUACUAGCUUCCCUGUGUGAUUGCAACACGUUACCAUGCACCAGGACCUGGUGGUCGUUCACCUCGACUCCACCCAUUCCACCUGUCGGUGUUUACAUAUCUAUAUUUGGAUAUGUACACAAUACAACCGCACAGUAAACUUUCACUGAAAUAAAAUGUUACGCUGUUACGUUUCCUCGCCGAGACCCCCCCGUAACAGUAUGAUUCAGAGCACGUGUGGUCAAUGGGAGUUUUAAGCUGAUGAAAAGUAAAAAAAAAAAAAAAAAACAUGCAUCCACUCUUUGAAAGUGAUCCCCACAUAUGUGAGAGGUGCAUUGUGGGUGGAGGGGCAGCACUUUUACAGUGAUGCCGCUGACAGCCGGAGGAAUUUUUUCCCCCCUCGGAGGCUGCUGCACACACACACACACAGGUGGUGCUUUGGAUCACUCAGCCAAUAGAGCCGGUCCAUCACAAAUCUCCGGUCUGGCGGCCCGGCAACAUUCAUGAUCAAAUGCUUUUUGUGGGGGGGGGGGGGGGGGGGGGUUUGAGAAAAAGAGGGAUUCUGUUUCAAAUCAUUAAGAUGUUCUCCGAGGACUGACGCUGUAAGGCAGCGGAUAGCCGGGGCUUCGGUUACACAGCGAAUAGACCGUGUUGACCCUGCAACAAAAAAAAAAGAAUGAAAGGAAAGGAAUGUUAUUUUUAAUCUGUCUGAUUUGGGACCAUGCACAAUCCAAAGCAAUGCACGUUUUAAAGCGACGCAGCGGCUGUUGUGCAAAAACCACCGUAACUACAUUUACGAGGAUUUGUUUUUAUUGUUGUUACCGAGAUUGUAAAUGCUCAUGGCGCUGUGCGAGCUUCCAUUCUAACCCCCCCCCCGUUAUGAUUAUUAAAGUGCAUAUACAAGUGUCAAAUCUCUUCUCCCCCCCCCAUUCAUUUUGAACAGCAGCGUUGGUUAAAAGUGACGCACACAUUAAGGCUGCAGGUCUGGGACGUGUGUGUGUGUGUGUGUGUGGGGUGGGGGAGGCAGUGAAAAAUCCGUUGUAACGUUUUGCUAGGGGUUAAAUUUAUUUAUUGAUUUUUGCUUAUCCGUGUAUUUCAUCAGUUACCGACCGACAGGACAGUACUCCCCCCCCCCCCCCCCCCAGUGGGUUGUAUUAUAAAGAUGAUGUGAGGCAAUAUAAGCUAUAUUAUUCACUACCAUCAAGUUUUGGUUUGUUUUUUUACUAGUAAAUAACCCUGCUGUUACCUCCCUUGAAAUGACGAUACGCCGUUUGAAUUUAUUUAUGCCGUUUUGCCAUUAGCGGAUCGCUAGCUCGUAGAAACGAACAAAACGAGACACGUGCAGACAAGUCAUUCUCUAUGAAUGUGCAUUCUAGUGUUACCUGACUGCUAUUAUUUUUUCUUAUUUUACUUUAGAUUUUUGAUUUUACCUGUUCUAUCUAGUAGGGCUUGGAGCGCUGCAGGGCCCACUGUUUGCAGACUGAAACCCUGCACCCAAGCUCUGCAGCAUUCAUCUUUCUAAUCCCUGAAUAAAUAUUUCUAUGAACUGUUCUUCUGUGUUACCAUGGUUACUCUCAAACCGUCUCCUCUGUUUUCUGUUCAUGACUUGCAAAUAAACAAACUACAUGUGU